This is a messenger RNA of Tilletiaria anomala UBC 951, 1782 nucleotides long. Its product is annotated as glycoside hydrolase family 3 protein. Gene Ontology annotation, biological process: glucan catabolic process. The record is from RefSeq and is a predicted model, not a curated record. Lineage: Eukaryota; Fungi; Basidiomycota; Exobasidiomycetes; Georgefischeriales; Tilletiariaceae. The transcript is spliced from 15 exons. The coding region runs from base 1 to 1782 and encodes 593 amino acids. Gene Ontology annotation, molecular function: beta-glucosidase activity.
AUGGUAGUAAUAGCCAUGCGCUCAGCUACGAUGGACCGUUCCCGGCUUGUUUGGGUUCGUCGAUCUACAGGAAACUGUGUCGGCUUCACUGAGACCGUGCCACGCCUGAAUCUGACCGCGAUCUGCCUCCAAAACAGUCCUCUCGGUGUUGGUCCUGCACGCCGUGAAUCGCAAUUCCCGGCGGGCGUCACCACGGCUGCGACGUGGGACCGCGAAUGGAUGAAAGAGCGUGCCAUUUCCAUCGGAACGGAAUUCAAAGCAAAAAGUGUUAACAUGUGGCUAGGACCUGUGACAGGCGGACACCUCAGCCGCUGUUCUUCAGACGAGUAUCUAAAUGGCGUCGCAUCGCACGUGGUGGUCCGAUACGCUCACAGCGUCGGUCUCAUGGCAUGUGCCAAGCACUACGCCGGGAUGGACUACGAGCAAGAGACCUACCGCAAUCCGUACAAUCUUUCCGAACCUUACCAGGUCUACCCUACCAUUGAGCAGAAGCACAUCUCCUCAAAUGUGAAACUUAAGACUGAACACGAACUGUACCUUUGGCCCUUUGCCGAAGCCGUGCGGCCCAGAACAGCGGCAAUUAUGUGCUCCCACGUCCAAGCAUGUCUGGACUCCUACCAUCAGAACACCAUCCUCAAAGGAAAAUUGGGUUUCAGAGGGGCCAUCGUCACUGACUGGGGUGAACUCACGGAAGCCGAGAGCGCCGUCGGCGGCCUCGAUGACAGCAUGCCGGGCAGGCUUACAAGUGACGGACAAUUUGGUUUCUUCUUCUUUGACCUGGACAAGCUGGUUGCCAAUGACACCGUGCCCGAAGCGCGUCUCGACGACAUGGUCCUGCGGACUUUGAUCGCGUGGUUCCACUUGCAGGACCCAGAGACGUACCCCGCACCAAGUUUUGACGUCAGAGAUUUGUCGAAGCCCACCAACAAUAUACGUGGCGAUCACCACAAGCUCUUCAACCAAUUGGGCAAGGAGAGCGUAGCUUUUCUCAAGAAUAUCAACAGCGGAGGCCGCGGACUUCCUUCCUCGGCCGACGCCUCCUCCAUCUCUGUUGCAGGGCAAGACGCUGGCCCGAAUCCGGACGGAUGGACCAGCUCUCGUGUCUCUGAGGCCGCUCUCGUCGUUAUCAAUGCAUUCGCGACGGAGGGCCAAUACCGUCAAAAUCUCACCGCUUGGGCGAACGGUGACGAGCUCGUGAACUCUGUCGCAUCCGGGCACAACAACACGAUCGUCAUCACCCAUGCGCCUGGACCCAUUCUGGUCGAAAAGUGGGCAGACCAUAAGAACGUGAUAGUGAUCUUGCAUGCUCUUCUGCCUGGUCAGGAAUCUGGCAACUCGAUCGUCCCCGUGCUCUUUGGCGAAAGUCCCCCACUCAGCGAUUGGCCGCCUCAUAGCAUUUCGUACGAUCCUGUGCGCCACCCGCAGGUGGAUUUCACAGAAAAUCCCUUGAUUGACUACAGAUGCCUGUCCGGCUUUACCGUCUCUGAGUCCUUCGCCGCCGACGUCGACUCGCUCGUGCCGAGCCGCGAGGCGUACGAAGGCUAUAAGACCAGCUACGGCACAAAGACGGGCUCUCUGUACAUCACCUUCCUCGCUGCAGAGAAUGAGCCGCCAUAUCUGUUUCGCGGCUUUGAGAAAGUCUGGCUAGAACCUGGCGCGUCGGCGAUGGUCACGUUCCCGCUGCGCCGCAAGGAUUUCUGGCACAAGCCUCGCGGCAGCCUCAAGCUCAGUGUGGGAACCUCGUCCGACGAGUUUGUCGCCACUUCGGCUUUAACUAUUUGA